AUGCACUGGUCAGGGCACACUGACGAUAAACUGGCUGAACUAUAUCCGCAUGGAAAUCAGCCAGGUGUCGAUCACGUACCGAUUUUAGCGGCUGCCACAAACAGACUUGCGUCCGACCCGGUCUGUCGAGGUGGUUCAUCUAGGCGAUCACGUCAAAGACAAGCUCAUUUUACUGCACACACGAACCCUCAGCCAAAUGAGAGUGGCGCCAAGGAGAACUUCCGGUCACCUGGUCUCAACAGACUGGCGGAUGCAAAUUACCCGCGGUACGACGCGGCCGACGCCGAUUUCAGUGCAGAAGAAGCAACCCCGGCCACAACUAGUUCACCGAUCACAGAAGACUAUGGCUGGCUCAUCCCCGUGCAUCGUAACCGACCAACGACAAAGACGUGUAUUAUACCUUCACAGUCUCAUAGUCGGUCUCCGUGCAUGGAUUACAAAACCAAACAAGCUUCAAUUCCCCAAGCCCGGAUACCAUCUACAUCGGGACACAGUCCAACUACCGCGUCUUCCAGUCAUCGAAUUUUGGAAAGGAAAGUGGUCAGUAAAGGACUAAUAGAUGACACGAAGAACUUAGACACCUGUAAUAAUGGUAGUGAUGGGACUCGAAUCCCCGAGGCGAUGUGA
This is a messenger RNA of Echinostoma caproni, 627 nucleotides long. The record is from the annotation of a GenBank genome assembly. Lineage: Eukaryota; Metazoa; Platyhelminthes; Trematoda; Plagiorchiida; Echinostomatidae.